AGCUCUCACUCUUAGCCUCCAGCAGUUCUGUAAAAUUGCCAUUUAAAUCUUGCUGGUAGUGCAUGACUGCAGUGACUUCUUUGUUCAGGACUGUGCAAUCAAUUACUUGGCGUGUCUACUUCACUUCUUUUAAGUGAAGAACAGCAUCCAGGCAGCAUGAGUGAUCGGAGUGCUUUAGGUCAUCUCCUGGACAAGGUGUACGCACAUUCCACAGCUGGAGGGAAGGUGUGGCUCUCAGUCCUUUUCAUUUUCCGAAUCUUGCUCCUGGGUACAGCGGUUGAGUCAGCCUGGAAUAAUGAGAAAUUUGUCUUUCGUUGUGACACUCGGCAACCGGGUUGUGAAAGUGUCUGCUAUGACAAGUCUUUUCCAAUCUCUCAUUUGCGCUUCUGGGUUCUGCAAAUCAUAUUUGUGUCUGUGCCCACACUGUUGCACCUGACUCAUGCGGUCUGUGUGAUACGAAAGGAAGAGACUCUGAAAAAGAAGGAGGAAUUCAAAGUGUCCCAAACAGGUGGAGUCAACACAGAGAUGCAUUUGCAGGAAAUUGGAAAACAGAAAGUGAAGUACGGUAUUGAAGAACGUGGUAAGAUAAAAUUUCGAGGACGCUUGCUGCAAACUUACAUUAUCAGUAUAAUCUUUAAAUGUAUUUUCGAGGUGGCCUUCCUGCUGAUCCAGUGGUACCUCUAUGGAUUCAGUGUGAAAACAGUUUAUGUUUGCAAAGGAGAUCCCUGCCCACAUAAAGUAGACUGCUUUCUCUCUCGCCCUACGGAGAAAAACAUCUUCAUUAUCUUCAUGCUGGUGGUGUCCUUGGUGUCUCUUGCCUUAAAUAUCACUGAGUUAAUCUGUGUCAUAGUCAAGAGCAUUAAAGAUCAUCUGAAGGAGCCAAAUGAUUUUUGCCACAUUACAAGUGGUCAGGGGAUCACCCCCAAAGACAAAGAUUCUGCACAACAUGCUUAUUUCAAUUACGGCUUCUCGCCAGAUGUUUCAUUCUUGUCUGUGUCUUCUCCCAGGGCCAUGAUGCUUACUGGAGACAAAAAUGGUUUGUUCUGCUCUAGUGAUGACAAAAAGAGAAGUGUGCAAGGUUGUGCUAAUUCCGGUGCUUAUCGAAGUCCAAUGGUACAGGCUGGAGGCACCCUCUCUAGCUCUUGUGAACAGCCUUUUAACGUCUCUGGUGGUAGCCAGAAGUCUAAAUAGCUUAACUACUAACCAUUGGGGUCCACACCCUUCUAUCAGGGCUUGCAGUGAUAUCCACAGCAGACCCCAGCCUAGAUCUCUUGCAACUGUGAGAGAAACGAAACGGUGCAGUAGAAAGUACACCUUUGUUCAGCAGAAAUGAUACUCGGCAGGAUCAGUAAUGAGGCUUAGCAGAUGUAGAUACACUAGAGAGAUUAGAGGAAGUAUUUAAAGUAAGUGAUUUGAAGAACUUAAAUUCUAAAUAAAAGUAGAAUUAAAUGAUGCAGACAUCAGGGUGAUUCCCCCCACCCACCCAC
Molecule: messenger RNA, 1487 nt
Organism: Echinops telfairi (small Madagascar hedgehog)
Lineage: Eukaryota; Metazoa; Chordata; Mammalia; Afrosoricida; Tenrecidae
Product: gap junction alpha-1 protein-like
Exons: 2
Coding region: 157-1191 (344 amino acids)
Biological process (GO): cell communication
Cellular component (GO): connexin complex
Source: RefSeq, a predicted model, not a curated record